Molecule: messenger RNA, 2185 nt
Organism: Cajanus cajan (pigeon pea)
Lineage: Eukaryota; Viridiplantae; Streptophyta; Magnoliopsida; Fabales; Fabaceae
Source: RefSeq, a predicted model, not a curated record
UUCAGCAAGUUUUUACUAAAUGCUUCCAGUUUGUAUUUUAGAUUUUCUAUUAUGGUAUCAGAGCUCUUGAUCUCAAGAGCUCUGGUGAUUCUUUGCUGCUAUGGCUAGGGGGAAUAACAAUUUCAAUGGAGGAGGAGGUGCAGGAUCAUCUGUCACGCUUCCACAAAAUCCAGCACAUCCUUUGAGUGUGUAUUACAUACAUCCUGGUGAGAAUCCUUCCAUGCCUUUAACUACUCCUCUACUAUCGGUUAAGAACUAUCAUAGUUGGGCAAGAGCCAUGAAACGUUCACUCAUAUCAAAAAAACAAAUUCUAAGAACUAUCAUAGUUGGGCAAGAGCCAUGAAACGUUCACUCAUAUCAAAAAAACAAAUUCAAAUUCGUCAAUGGCACAAUGCCAAUGCCUACCAGUUUUGAUCCCAGCUUUGAUGCUUGGGAGAGGUGUAACAAUCUUGUUUUGUCUUGGAUUUUUAAUUCUGUGGAACCACAAAUCGCACAAAGCGUAUUGCUAAAGACUCGCUUUGCUCAAGGAGACAAAGUGAGGAUCUUUGAGCUACAACAAGAAUUAGCAUCAAUGAAGCAAGGUAGUAACUCAGUGACACAGUACUUCACAGAGAUCACCAUCUUGUGGGAAGAACUUGACAAUUACAGGCCUCUUCCUGACUGCACAUGUGUUGUUGCAUGCCUCUGUGAGACAGGUAAAAAUGGUAAAAUAUACAAAAAUGAAGACUACAUAAUGAAAUUUCUUAGUGGCUUGAAUGAUGAGUUUGAGGUUGUAAAAACUCAAAUCCUCAUGAUGGAGCCAUUUCCAGAUAUAGACAAGACUUAUUCACUUGUUAUUCAACAUGAGAGAAGGCUCAACUCUAGUUCUAGUGGCAAUAUAGAGGAAACACAAGUUUUCAUCAAUGCAACAGAAAGCAAAAGGCCUUUUGGUAGAGGUAGAGGAGGUUAUAAUGGUUCUGCUGGCAGAGGAAACUUAAAAAUUUGCAGCUAUUACGAGAAGACAGGACAUACAGUGGAAGUCUGUUAUAAGAAGCACAGUUAUCCAGGAGGCUCUAGAGGGAAGAAUUAUAGUUCAAAUCAUGUUAUUGGUGAAGGUUUGGACAACUCAAUAGAGGAACAACAGACAAUAAAGGGUGAUGAUGCAUCAGAUCAUGUGUCCUUGACUAAAGAGCAGUAUCAAAACAUCAUGCAUUUGCUUCAACAAUCAAACAUCACUGGUAAUACCUUAAACACUCAAAUAGCAGCCGUAAGUUCCACCCAUUCUAUGCCUGAAAAAUCACAAACCACCUCCAAUUCAGGAUUUGACAACUAUGAAGAUGAUUGGUUCUGCUGAGGCAUUGGAUGGAUUAUAUUUCAUGCAAGUUUCCAAGCAUCAGACACAAGCUAACCUAGCAGAAGCUACAUCCAGUUCUUUUCCUAAUACAGCUUUGUGGCACUUUAGGCUAGGACAUAUUUCUUUUUCAAAAAUGAAUCAAAUGAUUGCUUUGUAUCCAUACUUACAGAAUUCUAAUAAAAGACAUAUAUGUGACAUUUGUCACUUUGCUAGACAAAGAAGACUCCCUUAUUCAGAUAGUUUACAUAAUGCAUCCAAACCUUUUGAUUUAUUACAUCUAGAUGUUUGGGGCCCUUUAAAACCAAAUCCAUACAGAAUCAUAAAUAUUUCCUGACCAUUCUGGAUGAUUAUAGUAGGUAUCUGUGGGUGAUUUUUUUAAAACACAAAUCUGAAACAGAAGUUCAUCUUAGAAGUUUUACUCAAAUGGUAGAAACUCAGUUCAAUACUACAAUCAAAACAAUUUGGACAGAUAAUGGUUCUGAAUUCUUUCUUGCUUCCUUUUAUAGGGACAAAGGAAUCAUACAUCAAACUACUUGUGUAGAGACCCCCCAACAGAAUGGGAGGGUUGAAAGAAGGCACCAACACAUUUUAAAUGUUGCUAGGAGCCUUUUUUUUCAAGCAAACUUACCUAAAACUUUUUGGAGCCUAGCUGUUGGUCAUGUUGUUCAUUUAAUCAAUCGAAUUCCUACAGAACUAUUGGGAGGACACUCUCCUCAUCAACUUUUAUAUGAUGAACAACCUGACUUGUCAUACCUUAAGGUUUUUGGGUGUUUGUGUUACAUUUCAACUCUUGUUGCUCAUAGAUCCAAAUUUGAUCAUAGAAGUCAUAAAUGCAUUUUUGUUGGUUAUAAA